AUGUCUGUCCUGCGGAGAGUGCGUGACAGUAGGAUCAGAAAAGCUACAGCGACAUUUUCAAGGAAGAAGACACGUGCAUUAGCCACAGAAGUUUCAGAUAUCAAUGGAAUGGAGAAGACCCAUGCUCUCCGAGAGAACGAGAAUGGUGUGUCGGAUAGGGGUAGUAAAAAUGAAGAAUCACGGCAGAGGCAUCCCGCGUCGCCAAAAAUAGUGCCGUUGGUCGAAUGCGUGAAUGCGCUCUCACUUGAAGACUUUAUUAAUCGCUACAUACCCCUUCGAAUCCGGGACUUCACUAUAUCAGUUCCAUGCCGAACACCGGCCGUCAAUGGCCAGGAACUAUACGAAACCUAUUCAAUUGAAAUACAUUCAUCGACCUCGAUAUCAAAGACCGAUCUCGAGUCAUGCUUUUUGCUGGUGAAGCUUACCAGCUCGGAGAUGUACAAACAUUCAACCACUGGAUGGUCACCUGCGAAAAAGAAAAACGAAAUGAAACUUCUGGAUAUGCGGUAUAUGCUUCUGGUCCGUAACACCACUCCUACUACUUGUCCUCCUGCUACCGAAUCGGUGUCCCUCAUACACAUGGAUGAGAAGUCACAAACUCCUGAAACUGGCAGGCGGGAGCUUGGAGGAUUUCUAUCCUUCAUGGUUACAUACGAAGAUGAAAUUGAAGUACUAUAUUGCUACGAAAUUCACCUUGCACCGGAGCUACAGCACAGGGGAUUGGGGAAGAUACUUCUUGGCUAUUAUGAGGAGAUAGGACGGAACAUCGGGUUGCAAAAGACCAUGUUAACGGUUUUUAAGGCCAAUGGGUCCGCUAUUCGCUUUUAUGAACGGCUGGGAUACGCGGAAGAUGAGUUUUCUCCUAAACCGAUGAACCUCAGGAAUGGGCAUAUUAGGGAAUAUGAUUAUAUGAUAUUAUCGAAGGACAUUGCUAGUACACAGACGACAAUGAAGAAUGACAAGAAUGAUAUCGGUGUUGUAUGGUGA
Histoplasma mississippiense is the source of this 987-nucleotide messenger RNA. RefSeq lists its product with no specific name. The transcript is spliced from 2 exons. Bases 1 to 987 code for a protein of 328 amino acids. Gene Ontology annotation, molecular function: protein N-terminal-serine acetyltransferase activity; histone H2A acetyltransferase activity; histone H4 acetyltransferase activity. NCBI's taxonomy places the organism in Eukaryota, Fungi, Ascomycota, Eurotiomycetes, Onygenales, Ajellomycetaceae. Gene Ontology annotation, cellular component: nucleus. The record is from RefSeq and is a predicted model, not a curated record.